CCCAGCGCUGGCGGCCGGCGUCCCGGAGGAGCGGGGAGGGCGAUGGGGGCCCGCCUGGUCCGCGGCCUCCGCGGCUUCAACGUGGAGCAGCGGGCGGCCCGGGAGCUGGCCGGGGACAAGCCCCGCGCCGCCCCCUCGCACCCCAGCGCCCGGAUCCUCCUGGCCGACCAGCUGCGCCGCCACCCAGAAAUUCGAGAAGAGGUCACCAGAAAGGACGCCAAGCUCCUGACGCUGUUAAAAGAAGUUUACGUCGACUCCCGUGAGCCUGGUCUUCAGAGGCAGGAGACCACGGGCCAGACUCCGCCGGGGAUAGCGAGAAACCCGGGGGUCCGACCGCCGAAGGGAAAUCAUCUGAACCUUUCGGAAGUCCGGAACGUUCCCGAAGGCAAGAUUUCGGUGGUGGAGGCCCUGACGAUCCUCAAUAACCACAAGCUCCGUCCGGAAACGUGGACUGCCGAGAAGAUCGCUCGGGAGUAUCACCUGGAGCCGGGAGAGGCGGAGUCCCUUCUCAGAUUCUUCGUCGUCUUCGAUAUGGAGAUCUUCUCCCCGGAUGGGGAACCUAGGGAAGCGAUAGGAGCUAAAUGAAAGGGACCGACUCCUCAAAGACCCCCGGUUCCUCCCCCGCGCCGUCCUCGGGUCGCGCGAUCGUACGACUGCGUCGACGGAGAGCCUCGGGCCGUCCGUCUUCCCCCCCCCCGGCCCCCCCCCCGAGGGAAGCCUGGCGACUGGCGCGCGCCGGUCACCGGGAACUCCGGACGCGUCGGCAGGGAGGACUCCGCACGGGGCAUUUUGCCAUUCCGGCCCGGCGGAGCGUGCGACUGGGCGCAAACGCUUCCGAUCGCCUGGACGGAUUUCUUCGAUCCUACGUCUCUAUACAAUAAUAAAAAAAGAUCCGUCCUCUGAGA
This is a messenger RNA of Ornithorhynchus anatinus (platypus), 905 nucleotides long. It is a transcript of the gene NDUFAF4, whose product is annotated as NADH:ubiquinone oxidoreductase complex assembly factor 4. Lineage: Eukaryota; Metazoa; Chordata; Mammalia; Monotremata; Ornithorhynchidae. Gene Ontology annotation, biological process: mitochondrial respiratory chain complex I assembly. Gene Ontology annotation, cellular component: mitochondrion. The record is from RefSeq and is a predicted model, not a curated record. The transcript is spliced from 3 exons. The coding region runs from base 43 to 585 and encodes 180 amino acids.